Molecule: messenger RNA, 2966 nt
Organism: Sphaerulina musiva SO2202
Lineage: Eukaryota; Fungi; Ascomycota; Dothideomycetes; Mycosphaerellales; Mycosphaerellaceae
Product: WD40 repeat-like protein
Exons: 1
Coding region: 45-2966 (973 amino acids)
Biological process (GO): maturation of SSU-rRNA
Cellular component (GO): Pwp2p-containing subcomplex of 90S preribosome; small-subunit processome
Molecular function (GO): snoRNA binding; protein binding
Source: RefSeq, a predicted model, not a curated record
CGACAUCCGAACGUCCAACGUGCUCUGACAAGCCGCAACUCAACAUGGUUCGCUCCUAUCGUAGAUAUGAGCCUGGCAAUGUUUUCGGCACCGUCACCACCGCAUUUUCGAACACCGUCUGGACACCCAAUCCCUCGAGUCGCAACGCUGGCAGUGGAAAAGCCUUUGUAGGCGCAAACGAGGAAGUGCUGUGUUGGGAUGUCAAGAAAGGAGAGCUGCUAUCAAGAUGGAACGAUAAGGAUAACAGGAGUGCGGUGACGUGCAUUUCCCAAUGCGAAGUCCAGCCAGACCUGCUCGCAGUAGGACACCAAGAUGGAUCAAUACGGAUAUGGGAUUCGCUUUCUGGCCAGAUUGUCGUCAGCUUCAAUGCGCACAGGAGUGCUAUUACCCACUUGCAAUUUGAUCGCGAUGGUUCGAGACUGGCCAGUGGAAGCAGAGACACAGACAUUAUCAUAUGGAAUCUGUUAUCAGAAACAGCCGAGUUCAGGCUCAAGGGCCACAAGGACCAGAUUACAGGAAUGGCCUUUCUCCGCACAUCCCGGGCGGCGGGCAGCGUAGAUGAAGAGAACGAAGAAGAGAGGUAUCUUCUAUCUACAUCAAAGGAUGCGCUUGUCAAAAUCUGGGAUCUGUCAGCUCAGCACUGCAUCGAAACCCACGUUGCUCAGUCGAGCGGGGAGUGUUGGGCCCUAGGAAUGAGCCCUGAAGGUACUGGGUGCAUCACGGCCGGCAGAGAUGGCGAGCUUAAAGUAUGGAGUCUGGAUAUCGACGCUUUGGCUGAGCUCGGCGGCACUGUUGGAGAGACCAAGAAGUCGGAUGUGUUGCGCAGCCAGGGCAUCAUACAACGGCAGGGCAAGGACAGAACAGUUGCCGUGUCAUUUCACCCAAAGCAGGACUACAUCGCGAUACAUGGUUCCGAGGCGGCAGUGGAGCUCUUUCGGAUACGCGCAGCCGAUGAGCUACAUCGUGUGAUGCUGCGGAAGCGAAAGCGGAGAAGAGAAAAGGCUGCCGCUGCUGGCGAGACAUUGGUGCCAGAAAAGGAUGACGCUAUGGAGCAGCCAGCUGUGACAGACGUCUUUGUGCCUUAUGUGAUCAUCCGGACAAAUGAACUAAACGCCAAGGGCGAAACAGUCCGUAAAGGUGGAAAAGUUCGAUCCGCGAAUUGGAUUACGUCGGGCACAAGAACAUCGAAAAAGCUGCAGCUGCUCGUAUCGACUACAACAAAUCAGCUCGAGGUUUACGAUGUGGUAGCAUACCGCGCACGAGAAGAUAAAGCGAGCAGAGUAGCGCCCGAUUAUAAUCGGUCACUUGCUGUAGAACUGCCUGGCCACCGAACAGAUAUCCGUACACUCGCAUUAUCGUCUGACGACCGCAUGCUUGCCAGUGCAUCAGCCGGUCAAUUGAAAGUAUGGAAUCUGCGAACACAGUCAUGUCUUAGGACACUGGACUGCGGGCCGGCAUUGUGUUCUGCGUUCUUGCCUGGUGAUCGUAUGGUGCUGCUGGGCACAAAGUCUGGAGAGCUUGAAUUGUACGACAUCAGCACCAGUACAUUGGUGGAGAAGAUAAACGCGCAUGAGUCUGCGAUCUGGACUUUGGCGGUACAUCCCGAUGGCCGUUCAGUAGUCACUGGUUCAGCGGACAAGAGCGCGAAGUUUUGGAGAUUUGACGUCGUGGACGAAGAGAUACCUGGCACAAGAAGGACGACUCAAAGACUGAAGCUCUCCCAGACGCGGCAGUUGAAGGUGAACGACGAUGUACUGUGUGUGUGUUUCUCUCCCGACCAGAAAUACCUUGCGCUCAGUACUCUUGAUAACACAGUCAAGACGUUCUUCGUGGACAGCCUCAAACCUUACCAUAUUCUCUACGGUCACAAACUGCCCGUGCUCAGCAUCAGCAUCUCUAGCGACUCCAAACUCGUGGCGACAUCUUCAGCCGACAAGAAUGUCAAGAUCUGGGGCCUCGACUUUGGCGACUGCCACAAAUCGUUCUUCGCUCAUCAGGACAGCGUUAUGCAAGUCAGCUUCAUCCAACACCCUCAAGAGCAGGAUGAGAAGCACACCGUCUUCAGCGCUGGCAAAGAUGGGGUGCUCAAGUCAUGGGAUGGGGACAAGUUCGAACAGAUUCAGAAGCUUGAAGGACAUCAUGGCGAGAUCUGGGCCAUGGUCAUCAGCCGCACUGGCGAAACCGUUAUAACUGCUUCUCACGACAAGUCGAUCAGAACCUGGUCUAUCGGCGACGAUCUCAUCUUCCUCGAAGAAGAGCGGGAGCGGGAAUUGGAAGAGCAGUACGAGGCCACUCUUGCGAAAAACAUGGAUCGCGAUUUCGAGGGUGACGAAGACGCGAACGACGAAGUUGCAGCAGCAUCGAAACAAACCAUCUCUACGCUGACGCACGGCGAAAAAAUAAUGGAAGCCCUUGAAGUUGGAAUCACAGAUCUAGAUCUCAUGACGGAACAUAAUAGUCAGCGUGCCAAGAAUCCCAAGUUGGCCGCAAUACCUCAGGACCGCAAUCCAAUCUUUAUGGCUCUGGGGAAUAUCUCGGCAGAACAGCACGUCCUCAAGACACUCCAACGUGUUCCCCGUCCCGCUUUGAAUGACGCUCUCCUUGUUAUUCCUUUUUCAACUCUACCCACUCUGUUCACAUUCCUCGCGAUCAUUCUGCGGAAACACAUGGCACCCGAACUUGCUUGGACGAUAUCGCACUUCAUGCUACAAGCGCACAUGAAUCAGAUCGUGGCGAGUAAACAGCUCAAACCCCUCUUAACAGAAAUUUACGAGGCGUACGAUGCAUGGCAAGAUGAGGAAAAGCGGGUCAUUGGAUUCAAUCUUGCAGCUUUGGAGAUCAUGGCGAGGGAGUCAAGGGAGAAUGAGAAUAUCAAUGGUGGAUAUCUGGACUAUGAGAAGCUUGGCGAUACUGCGACUUUGGAGAACAACGGGAGGAAGAAAAGGGGAUUCGCUAGUCUGGCAUAG